Molecule: messenger RNA, 794 nt
Organism: Drosophila kikkawai
Lineage: Eukaryota; Metazoa; Arthropoda; Insecta; Diptera; Drosophilidae
Product: very long chain fatty acid elongase F-like
Biological process (GO): fatty acid elongation, monounsaturated fatty acid; fatty acid elongation, polyunsaturated fatty acid; sphingolipid biosynthetic process
Cellular component (GO): endoplasmic reticulum membrane
Molecular function (GO): fatty acid elongase activity
Source: RefSeq, a predicted model, not a curated record
AUGAUUGAAAUUCUUAACAUGACUAGUUCAGGAGAUCCCGUUCAGUUACCACUCAUGGGCAGUCCCUGGUCCACGUUGAUUAUACUCUCGGCUUACCUGCUCAUUGCGCUGAAGCCAGGAAGGAAGUUCAUGGAGAACCGAGAGCCAUUCGAUCUGAGAGGCGUAAUCAAGGUCUACAAUCUAGUACAAAUCUUGUACAACAGUCUGAUGUUGGCAUGUGGCCUUUACUUUCUAAUAUUUUUGAAGGCCUACGACCUAAGUUGCGUCCACAGAUUGCCCCUGGAUCACGAACACAAAAACUGGGAGCGCGUGCUCGCAUAUGCGUAUUACUUCAACAAGUACAUGGACCUGGCCGAGACCAUUUUCUUUUUGUUGCGAAAGAAGUUUAGGCAGAUAACAUUUCUGCACGUAUUUCACCAUUUCAACUUAGCCCUGUUUGGAUACUUUUACAUGACUUUCAGCGGGUAUGGCGGUGUCAUGUUCCCCGUGUGCCUUCUAAAUGUGGCGGUGCACAUUAUCAUGUACACCUACUAUUACCUGUCCUCGGUCAGUACGAAGGUUCAGGCCAGUCUGUGGUGGAAGAAGUACAUCACCAUCGUCCAGUUAGUUCAGUUCCUUCUGGGGUUCAUAUACUUUAGCAACACCUUAAGGCGGCCCAACUGCGAUGUUUCGCAAACGGUGAUAUAUCCGGGAAUGUUAUUGCAGAUCUCAUUCUUCGUGCUAUUCGGCAACUUCUAUGUACGCGCCUACAUACUGCCAGGCAGGAAACAGUCCCGACGGAAAAUGCUGUAAGC